AUUAAUCGUUUAUUCCCAGAUGCUUUGUCAUUCCCUUUUUUUAAUUCUAGUUAUUGCUAUGGGAGGGAUAGAUUUCUUCGUGAUAUGACAAAAUUUGAUCCUUUUCAAUCUUUUUUUAGUAUCGGAAGGAAAAAGAAAGAAAAGAUGGAUUGGGUUGAACCUCAGAGUCAUUAAAAAUUUGGUAAACCCCAUUUUUGAAAAUAGAAAUUCAAUUUAAAGGGGUACCCAAGCUAAAUAAGGCCUCAGAAAUCAGAGCAUAGAAAAGGCGGGGCUGGCUAAUUAAAUGAAAGGAUUUCGAACCAAAAUCUUUGCUAAUUCGACAAGGAUUGUAUUCUUUAAUUAUUUCUCUAUUUUUUAUUACUUAAUUUAAGAAUAAAAAAAUUAUUCUAAUGAAUUUUAUUCUUCUUCUUCGGAUUCAAAAUAGAAGAAUAAAAGAAUAAGUAGAAGAAUUAAGUUAAGUCAAUCCAAAAAGAAAAGGAGGUUCAUGGCCAAGGGAAAAGAUGUUAGAAUCAGAGUUAUUUUGGAAUGCAUCAGUUGUGUUCGAAAAGGUGCCAAUGAGGAAUCGACGGGGAUUUCUAGAUAUAGUACUCAAAAGAAUCGCCACAAUACACCCGGACAAUUAGAAUUCAAAAAAUUUUGUCGUUAUUGUCGCAAGCAUACGACUCAUCACGAAAUAAAGAAAUAGGAACAUCGUGUGUUCGAUCUUUCCAAACAACAGAAAGAGUAAGAACUUCAUAUUUAAUAUAUAAAGAAAACAUAGUAUAGAAUACAAAAUACAAAUCAACUCAUCUGAUUUCCGGUAGAUAUUAUUUCAUAUGUAUAGAGGGUAUUCAUAUACUAUAAUAUGAAUCAAAUAAGAUAUGGAUCAAAGAAAAACUACUUCUUCUGGAUCCUAAAUUAAUAAAAUAAAGAAUUGAAUUUUCAAAUUUUCAAAUUUUAAAUAAGGAAUAAAUCAUGUAUACAUCUAAACAACCUUUUCUUAAAUCUAAGCAACCCUUUAGUAAAUCCAAGCAAACUUUUAAUAAAUCCAAGCAACCCUUUCGUAAAUCCAAGCAAACUUUUCGUAAAUUCAAGCAACCUUUUCGUAAAUCUAAACAACCUUUUUGUAGGCGUCCCCGGAUUGGCCCGGGAGAUCGAAUUGAUUAUAGAAACAUGAGUUUAAUUAAUAGAUUUAUUAGUGAACAAGGAAAAAUAUUAUCGAGACGAAUAAAUAGAUUAACCUUGAAACAACAACGAUUAAUUACUCUUGCUAUAAAACAGGCUCGUAUUUUAUCUUUCUUACCGUUUCGUAACUAUGAGAACGAAAAGCAAUUUCAAGCCCAGUCAAUUUCAAUAAUUACAGGUUCUAGACCCAGAAAAAAUAGACAUAUUCCUCAAUUAACGCAAAAGUACAAUUCCAAUCGAAACUUAAGAAACAACAACCAAAAUUUAAGAGACAACAACCGGAACUUAAGUUCCGAUUGUUGAUGUUUUAUUCGAAUUCGAAAGGGCCAGACCUAUAUAUAUUAUAAAGAAAGUAAUCUAGCUCGUUGAUUCCUACCACUUAAUCUUAAUUUAUUGUAUCUUCCCGGAGUUCCCUCUCCGGGAAUUCAACUUUUAUUAUUCCAGUAUAUUACUUUAUUUAUACCUUUAAUUGAUGAUCUUUAUUUUAUUGGAAAUCGUGUAAAGAUUAUUUGGAUUUGAUACAGCUACUUGUGCAAGCAUUUUACGAUUAAGAAUCAAUUUCUUCUUGUACAUGUUGUGUAUUAAUUUACUAUAACUAUCGAAUACUUUAUAUACCCGCGUUGCUGCGUUUAUCCGAGUGAUCCACAAACGACGAAAAUCCCUCUUUUGCCUACCUCUAUCUCGAUGAGAGGAAACAAAAGCUCUUUUUACCUGUUGGGUAAUCAUUCGAUUAAGUCUUAAAUGAGCCCCUCUAAAGUUUGAGGCAAAUGAACGCAUUUUUGUUCGUCGUCUCCGGGCUAUAUAUCCUCGCGGAACUCUGGUCAUUGAAUCAAAUUAACCUUAAUGAAUAACUAAUGAUUUCUCUUCUUUUGGCCACCCUUUUUCUCAUUAAUAACAAAACUAAUUAUUCCGAUAUAUAAAAUAUUAAUUCCAAUGGCUUUUGCUAUAGUAACCUUCCCAACCACGAUUUUUUAUUCCACUCCGUUCAGUUAUUUCUAUACGAAAUAACAAAUUCAUUCUAAUAAUACUAAAAAAAUAGUGGGUUCCAUCGUUUCUAUGGUUCCCUUUUAAACGGUGAGGCCCUCUCUAUACACCGGAGCCCUUUCUUUCAUCAAAAGGUAUUGCGAACUUGUAUAGUCCACAUUCUUUGGCUCUACCUAUCCAUUAUAGAGUAAAUAGCUCUUUUCACAAUAAGAGUUAUCCAUACAGUGACGGUAUUUAAUUAUGAAAGUUGGCUAAGUAGCUGACCCUGUUAGUCCGUUCUUUUAAGAUAAAGGAGCAUAAGCCUUUUUCUUUUUAUUACUAUUUCCUCCGCUUAAUGGAUAACCAUUUGCUACCAAUGGGAGAAUUGCUUCUUAUUUCCAAUUUAGAUAAUUGGAUUUGCACCAAAGGAAACCAUAAAUUCCAUAUACCAUAGAAAUCUAGUAUAGAGAAGCUAUAUCCUAUUCAUUGGUACUAAUCAUGGAUACUUCAAUUUUUUUUAUAUUUGUUUGAAGUCAUGAUCUGAACGAGUCGCACAUACACCCUAGCACAUGUUCCUCGACGCUGAGGGCAUCCUUUAAGCGCGGCCGUUUUUCGAGCAUUUCGUAUUGGCUGUCUUGCGUUUCUAAUAAGUUGUUUAACCGUCGGCAUGUUGUAUGUAUAUAGAAAAAAAUGGAUUGGUUUAGAUCCAUCUUAACCUGAUGAUUGCUCAUCAUGAAGUCUUUCUAUUUUCUAUUAAAUCGAUGAAAACACGAAUUUAGCUGUGAAAUAACUUUACAAGAAAUCCGGACACUACCAAUCCUUAAACAUUUCUGGAAACCACACUGGAUCAGUAUCGCAGUGCUUGUCAAUCAUUUCAUCCCCUACAAUAUCGACAAGUCCAUAAGCUUUGGCUUCGUCUGCUGACAUAAAAACAUCCCUUUCCAUGUCUUCGGAUACAACCCAAAAAGGCUUGCCUGUUCUUACUGCAUAAACCCUUGUGAUCAUUUCGCGAACUUUGUGUAACUCUUCUACUUCUAGUAAAAAUUCUGGUGUCCUUGCCCGAUAAUAAGCACUAGCAGGUUGGUGAAGCAUAAUCCUCGCGUGAGGGAAUGCUAUACGCUUGGUGGGUUCUCCUCCAAGCAGAAUGAAGGACGCCAUGGAGGCGGCUAUUCCGAGGCAUAUUGUAUAUAUAUCUGGUGUCACCGUUUGCAUCGUAUCAAAAAUAGCCAUUCCUGAGAUUGGCCACCCGCCUGGGGAGUUUAUAAACAAAAAAAUAUCACUAAUUCCAUCUUCUAUACUCAGAUAUACCAUGAGACCUGCAAUAUGAUUCGUGAUCUCGCAACGAAUCUCUUGACCUAAAAAAAGUGUCCUUUCUCGAUACAUAACAUUGUAUAAGUCAACCCAAGUCGCUUCUUCAUCUCCAGGAAUCCGGUAAGGUACUUUUGGAACACCAAUGGGCAUAUUAGAUUAAUAUUAUUAAAUUUAAGUAAGAAAACCACACUUUAAUAUGGAAACGUAAGAAUGGAACAGAAAGAAAGAACCGCAGUUUAUUGUCUUAAUUUUUAUUCUUAUUCUAUAUGAAUACUAUAGAUUCUAUUAAUACGUAGAUUGAAAGGUUAUACAUAUAAGGAAUGUAAGACAGAUUGAAUAAAG
This is a messenger RNA of Aegilops tauschii subsp. strangulata, 3780 nucleotides long. NCBI's taxonomy places the organism in Eukaryota, Viridiplantae, Streptophyta, Magnoliopsida, Poales, Poaceae. The record is from RefSeq and is a predicted model, not a curated record.